AUGGCGACAGUGGUUAAAGUUCAAUGCGACGACGGUGAGAUUUAUCGCCUGACGCUUCAAGCCGAGCCGAGCUUCGAGUCCGUGGUGCAGGUGGUCGCGAGCUGCCGUCCUGAGUUGACAGCCGCGAUGCUGUGUGAAGGAGGCAGUUGUGCUCUGAAAUACGCCGACGAGGAAGGAGAUCUGUGCACUCUUGCACCAUCUACAUUCGUGGACUUUCUUGAGCAGCAGCGAGGAUCGAACAGUCGCUUGCUGAAGUUGAAGCUGUUCCUACCCAAGCAGCCAGUUUGCGAAAAAGAUGCUUCAAGAGAGCAGGAACUUGAAAGACCAGAGAGGAAAGCCCCUCUCGAAAGGCAAGGCGACCGGUCGUCUAUCGUCGAUCCUCCGAUCCAAGGCCCACCGCCUGGGCUUGAGAAGGAGGAGACCGGCGAUUGUUUUGGCGGGUGCACUGGUGGUCCCGGAGCCUGGGGCCCCGGUGGUAAUGGUGGAGGGCCUCGCCGUCUUCUGGCUGCGCUGCGCAUGUUGCAGGAGACGGGGAUGCUCACUCCCGCCAUGUUCGCGUCACUGGCUGUGCAAUGGCUUCCGCUUUUGACACAGCGAGUUGCACGCAAGGUUGACAAGAUCAACCAUGUAGCUCGCGAUGGUCUCAACGAGACGUGGAAAAAACUUUUGGAAAGAAUCCAGGAACUGGCAGCAGAAACUCCGGGAUUGGAAUCCUUUGCUUCUCCGAUCUCGGAGGCGCUUCGAGGCGGAAACGGGCAAAGGCGGCUGGGUGAAGCCAUCCUCGAGCUUUUGAAAGCACUGCGAGGGCUCAGUUUCGAGGUUCAAGCGAGCUUCUGUGAGCAAGUUUCUGCCAGCCUGCUACCUUUCCUGGAGGAUCUCACCCGAUCUUGGACUGGCGAUGAAUGUGCGCCAAGCGGAAAUCUGACUCCGUGGCAGCACCAUUUCGGCAUCAAGUGUCAGGGCUGCGGUGUUAAUCCCAUUGUGGGCCCACGCUUCAAGUGCCCUGUCUGUCCCAGCUACGACCUUUGUGGCAAUUGCUACCCGACAAAGCUCCAACUGCACGGCAAUUGCCCUGGCUGCCGCAAGGACUUCCAGUGCUUUAUCUUCCCAGGCAAAGAUUCAAAGAGCAAAGGAAGCAAGGGUGUGGGAGAAAAGCCAGAGAAGGCGUCCUGUGAGCAGCGCUCUGAGUGGAAGGGCUGCCAGGGCUGGGCUGGCAAAGGUGCGGGUCCGCUAGGUCUAGUGGCCUCGAUGGCUGCUGGACUGGGACAUGGAAUCGGGGCGGCUGGUGGCUUUCCAUUUCCUCCUCUUGGCAAUGCUUGCGGAUUUCCUUUUCCUGGCAAUGACUUUUGCCGAAUGGACGAGGGGCAGCAGGACCUGCCUUGGAUGGACCACGUGCCCUGGGGUAAGGGCAAAGGGAAGAAGGGCUGGAGAAAGUCCAAAGGAUGGAGCCAAGAGGAGCACAGAACCGAAGAGCUCAGUGCCGAGGACGAGUUCGAGAAAAAGCUCGCCUCCUUGCGCGAGUUGCGGCUCGGAAGUGACGAGGUGCUCCGGGAAGUCCUAAUUGCUUGUGACGGAGACUUCUCUUCCAGCUCCAUAGUCGCAGCCAUGGAUGGGACGGACAAAGACUUGGGAUGGGAGGACGUUGGCGCCCGUGGAGGGGCACCGGGCGGAAGCAUGGCCGGUCGCUCCGGCUUGCCUGGAAAGGUGGAGGCGCCAAACAUCUCUGAUGCAGUCACCAGUGCCAUGAUGAACCAAUUUGCACGGGAAUUGACAUCCAGUUCGCUUAGUCUUUGGCCACAGUUCGUCCAGAUAGCCCGGCGAUACUUCAAUGUGCAUCAUGGAUAUGUACUUCGAAAACUGCUCUGGCAGUUGAUGCCGUUCCACAGGUUCAGCAGUAUUCGGCAUGAUUCAGCAUGGAUUAGAGGCUGGACAAGGAGGUGGACCAAUCUUCUGGCACAAGCACUUACCCUGUAG
Symbiodinium sp. CCMP2592 is the source of this 1974-nucleotide messenger RNA. NCBI's taxonomy places the organism in Eukaryota, Dinophyceae, Suessiales, Symbiodiniaceae. The record is from the annotation of a GenBank genome assembly.